GGAUCGUAUCGAUCCCCUCCUCAGUGGAGGCGGAUCUGAGCCACUGGGGGAAGCCACACACACUGUCAUCAGGAGUCCCUCUGAGCAGAGCGACACAUCACGUGCCGGUCUUCACAGACGCAUCACUGUCGGGGUGGGAGGGGGACAUGUUGUCCCAGACUGAGGGAGGCCGCUGGUCUGCCCACCCUGUCCCCCACAUAAAUGUUCUGGAACUUCUGACUGUGUGGAAAGUGCUUGUGCAUUUCAUUCAUCUGGUCCGGGACCAGCAUGUUCUGGUCCACACGGACAACAAGUGGCAGCGGCUUACAUAAGCCGCCAUGGAGGGGUAUGCUUCCGGCUGCUGUUGGACACAGCCAGAGAGCUGCGCCUCUGGGCACACACCCAC
This is a messenger RNA of Austrofundulus limnaeus, 385 nucleotides long. RefSeq lists its product as uncharacterized. The record is from RefSeq and is a predicted model, not a curated record. Lineage: Eukaryota; Metazoa; Chordata; Actinopteri; Cyprinodontiformes; Rivulidae.